GCUUUAAUACCAACGGACCCAUCAAAACAAGCAGCUGAUCAAAUGAUCUUAGUUCCUGUUUUUAUUGUAAUUUCAAUUAAUUUAUUACACUUCGUAGGUUAUUGUUGACGUUUGUAUUGCCACUAUCGCUGGUUAAUGGACAAUCUCUAAAAACGGAGAAAAAACUGUAAAUUAGUCGAUAUAAGCGUCUAUGAUGACAUCUAAACCUACAUGUCUGAUAGUGGCCAGUUCUGCAUCUGCAGGAGUUUCAGCUCGAUCGUUCAACCAGUGUUUCAAUUUGUGCAGUUCAGUGUUUAACGUGCAGACAGCGACACCUGGCGGGAAGACAAUCGACUUUGCAGGCGUGGAUGACAGCACAGCCCGAUGGGUGCAAGAGUUCAGUGUCAAACCCUACGCCAACCCGGCCAAACUCGAGUCUAUCGAUGGUGCCCGCUAUCAGGCGUUGUUGAUUCCCGACUGUCCGGGAGCCCUGAAUGAUCUCGCCCACAGCGGGUCCCUCGCCCGAAUCCUGUCCCACUUCGUUUCUCAGCAAAAGCCCGUGUGUGCUGUGGGACAGGGCGUAGCUGCUCUCUGCUGCGCUACAGAGGAACACAAGUGGAUAUUCAGUGGCUACAGCAUGACUGGGCCCUCUGUGUUUGAGCUGGUACGUUCUCCAGAAUUUGCCAACCUGCCGCUUAUUGUGGAGGAUUUUAUCAAAGACAGUGGUGGAUCUUACACAGCGAGCAUCGAGGACGCAGUUCAUGUGGUCCUGGACCGCCAUCUUGUGACUGGGCAGAACACGCAGUCCACAUCAGCGGCCGUCAACAACCUGAUUCUUCUGUGCAAUUCCAGAUAAACGCUUCAGCUGUUCAGAAGAGAACGAAUUAACAAGCCAACUUCACCAAAUCUGAUACUAAGCACAUGUAUCCACAAAAAUACACUCUUCACUCCAAAUGCAUUUCUCACACCACAUUUUUGAGACAUUUCUGACUUAAAGUAGGCCUACAUGUUCUGUCUACAAAAUAUGAAUGUUUAAUUUGAAUGCUUGAAAGGAGCACACGACGAUUUAUAGAUUUAAACAUGUUCUUUAAAUGGAUAUCAAAGCAUUACACUGUAAUAAAAUACUUUCCCCCACCUGGAACGCAAGUAUUCAGUAUACAGUCAUUCUUAUUGUUAACGUGAUUAUCAAUUAUAUUCUUUUGUUUAUUGAAAGUGUUGUUGGUAAAGCUCGAUUUGUUUUCAACAUUCCUUUUAAAGUGUAAGAUGGGGAGUUUAACACAGGAAAUACUGUGGUUUUUUCAUAUCACGUGUGCAGAUCUAUGGUGUGUGAAGAGGAAGGAACAACGAAUCAAGAAUGAACAACUGUUUUACUUUAUCUUUUUAACUGCUGUAAUGUUUUGAUUUGCUCCACAAAAGGAAUCACAUAUGUAAUGUG
Messenger RNA from Pimephales promelas (fathead minnow), 1414 nucleotides. RefSeq names its product glutamine amidotransferase class 1 domain containing 1 (gene gatd1). Lineage: Eukaryota; Metazoa; Chordata; Actinopteri; Cypriniformes; Leuciscidae. Gene Ontology annotation, cellular component: cytoplasm. The record is from RefSeq and is a predicted model, not a curated record. Gene Ontology annotation, molecular function: glyoxalase III activity.